UAUAAAGUGGCUCCUCCUUCGGCCGAGCACCACAGUUCCCUCAGCUCCUCUGCAACCAACAUCAACAUGAGACUGAUCCUCGUAGUGGGCGCCCUCGCGGCUGUGGCCUCCGCCGUCCCCCGUCCCGACUCUCCUCCCGUCUACGGCGCUCCUCCUCCGACCUACAAGCAGCCAGGAAUGCCCUUCGACUUCGCCUACGCCGUCCAGGAUGACUACUCAGGCAACAACUACGCCCACCAGGAGACCAGCGACGGCCACGUCACCUCCGGAUCGUACAGCGUGGCUCUUCCCGACGGCCGAACCGAGAUCGUGGAAUUCACCGCCGAUCACGACAACGGCUACGUCGCCAACGUCGCGUACGAGGGGGAGGCCUCCUACCCCGCCCCUGCCCCCUCCUACCAUCCUGCCCCCUCUUACCCCGCCCCCGCUCCCUCCUACCCUGCUCCCCCUCCCCCACCCACCUACGCCUAAACGCUCUACCUACACGUGAGCAGAAUCUGGACGGGACAACUCAACGAACGACCACCAAAUCCACACCCAAGUCAAGCCAGACGACCGCCACUGCGUCUUGCCUCAACCUCCCGGACACAACCUCAUCAAACGCCAUUCACCAGCGACUCGUGAAGCUUUCUGACUCACCGUUUCACUCCUGCAAGCACUCGUCCCGUCCGGCCCAGUUCCUGCUUGCUUUCCACGACUUAUCGCAUCGUCGCGUCCCUCUCCAUCCUUCGACGUUCUUGCUGUUAUGAGUUAUAGACCUUUUUAAUAUAUUCCUUUGAUAUAUUCUUAACUAUUGCCAUAUUCAAUUCAAAGUGCUCAUAGAUGACUGUCACUUGGCACUUGAAUCAUGUUAAAUCAUUCUUGUAAAUAAAAGCAUCUAUACGAAAACUCUUUUGAUCUU
Penaeus indicus is the source of this 901-nucleotide messenger RNA. RefSeq names its product cuticle protein 18.6-like. The record is from RefSeq and is a predicted model, not a curated record. Lineage: Eukaryota; Metazoa; Arthropoda; Malacostraca; Decapoda; Penaeidae. The transcript has 2 exons. Bases 67 to 471 code for a protein of 134 amino acids. Gene Ontology annotation, cellular component: extracellular matrix.